AUGAAGGAUAUCUUUCAGAGUCUUGUCGAGAAUCCGUUCUACUACAUGGACUUGGAUACUCAUUGGGAUGGGCACUCAGCAACUCUUCCUCCUACAUAUGGAAAGGAGCUAUAUCAAUAUUGGCAAAAGCUUCUUUGUGUGGAUGAGUUAAGUGCCGAGAAGUGGCGUAUUUCCACAGUUCAAAUGAUGAACAGGUAUCUUGAGCCUACUGCUAGGCCAAAAACAGACCCCAUAUGGCCUGUUGAGGCAUGGGACUGCACUACUGGUAUAAGGAGCUGGAAUAUUAGGCAGAGGUAUGUAAAUCAGUUGGUUCGCAACAUGCUGGAUCGAUCCAGUCUCAUUUCGCCUAUGUUACUGGACCACGAUCCCAAGAAGGAGCUAGACAGCGAGCACCCCUUCCAUCGGGAUGGACUGCUGCGUCGAUGCUAUGAGCAGGCCUGUGACUUUGCUGUCCAGAUGUGGGUCAGGGAUGAAUCCAUGAUCCGUUUUGAGGACAAAAUUAACAAGAUAGGUCCAUACACACUACCAAAAUACCCUGACGGGGCGGGCACGCGUACCACAAAAAGAUGGUGGUCCGGCGGGCAUGAUGGCCAUGAUACUCUGUUCGAUGGUUUAACCGGAGAAUUACACGAAGGACGAGAAACUACAAUGAUUUUGUGGCCUGCAAUCUGGGAUGUCUAUUGCAGACACAUCACCGUGCCUCCUCGGAGCCUAAACUCGUUUUUUUCUAGGCACGGAGGAAGGAGUAAUCUUGAGAGGGGCAAGGAAGACAUUUAUGUGGACGAGAGGGACUGGGUCUAUACUAUCAUUGCCUGUGGGUAUGUUUAUCUUGCAGGCAGAGGGUUCGUGAAGCCGGACGAUGCCCCUAGCAAGUGA
Penicillium malachiteum is the source of this 876-nucleotide messenger RNA. RefSeq lists its product as uncharacterized. Bases 1 to 876 code for a protein of 291 amino acids. The transcript has 2 exons. NCBI's taxonomy places the organism in Eukaryota, Fungi, Ascomycota, Eurotiomycetes, Eurotiales, Aspergillaceae. The record is from RefSeq and is a predicted model, not a curated record.